Messenger RNA from Syzygium oleosum, 497 nucleotides. RefSeq lists its product as uncharacterized. NCBI's taxonomy places the organism in Eukaryota, Viridiplantae, Streptophyta, Magnoliopsida, Myrtales, Myrtaceae. The transcript has 3 exons. Gene Ontology annotation, biological process: ubiquitin-dependent protein catabolic process. Bases 66 to 362 code for a protein of 98 amino acids. Gene Ontology annotation, molecular function: protein-macromolecule adaptor activity. The record is from RefSeq and is a predicted model, not a curated record. Gene Ontology annotation, cellular component: elongin complex.
AGAGGAAUCCGACGCUGAGAGAUCUCGAAACCGCUCUGGUGGGAGGGAAGCUCUGGCGAGAGAGAAUGAAGAAGGAAGACACGGUGAAGCUGAUCAGCGCCGAGGGCUUCGAGUUCGUGAUCGACAAGAAGGCCGCCAUGGUCUCCCAGACCAUCCGCAACAUGCUCACCUCUCCAGGGAGCUUCGCCGAAACGCAGCUCGGAGAAGUGACGUUCCCCGAGAUCAGCACCACCAUCCUCGAGAAGAUUUGCCAGUACUUCUACUGGUCCAUGCAGUACGCCAGUGGAAAGGAGACCGAGUUCCAUAUUGAACCCGAACUGACGUUGGAGCUGAUGAUGGCUGCCAACUAUUUACAUACUUGAGAAGAUCCCCGUCAUUUUUUCGGGUGACCACUCAUGAACAGAAGAAACCCCUGGCACAUGUAUCUCUAGUAUAUGCCAUGUAUCUCAAGAGGAUUCUAACACUGGAUUCAAUAAUACAACCUUUCCCUUCACUCC